Mycosarcoma maydis (corn smut) is the source of this 2601-nucleotide messenger RNA. RefSeq lists its product as uncharacterized. Lineage: Eukaryota; Fungi; Basidiomycota; Ustilaginomycetes; Ustilaginales. Bases 1 to 2601 code for a protein of 866 amino acids. The record is from RefSeq and is a predicted model, not a curated record. The transcript has 2 exons.
AUGGCAGUGGUCAGCAGAGUCUCUGUCCCCGAUUUGCGCCAUGUGGGCUUGGGUGCAACUAUUCAGUCCACAGGCUCAUCGCCAGCCAGCAGCACACCUCUCGCUUGUGGCUUCGAUGGGACCAUGUCCAUAGGCCGCUCCAGUGGCCUUCGCACCGAACCGCUGACCCGGGAAAACCUCGCCUCUCUUCCGAACAACGGCAACAUCACCCUCCCUGGUCGGUUGCAAUCUCAAAUGCGGAUGGACUCUCGGCGCGGUGCUCUUCCAGGUGGAUCAGCGCUCGAACGUGUAGCUACUUUCGACAGCUGUAGAGCUUCCAUCUUGACUGAUAGCACCGAAUUUAGCACCUCGAGCACCAUUAAUCGAGGAUAUGCAGCCCGCAUCGAUGUCAAAGGUAAAGUCAAGCCCUUGUCUUCUACACCUGAAAGACACGCUUGCCAGACCAUCGCCUUUCUCGAAGGUCCCUCAGACUCGAUCGAUUACAAGACCUAUCGACCUGGAGAUGAGAUCAAGGGCGCCGUUCACCUCCUUCGCAACGACCCGGAGCGUGGCAUUAUCACUGGCGUCAAGGCUCGCAUUCGAGGCGACCUCGAGACCAGCGUCUUUGGCGUAGGCGACUCGAGCUACUACUCGAUGGAUAACGAGCAUGGCAUCGCCCGUCGUCAGCUCCUCUUUUUCUCCGAGCAAAAGACCCUCGUCACCAAAGCUGACCUCGAGUCGGGUGCCUUUGAACUCGAACAGACCGGCCUUGUAGACCAUGGACGACGCAACAACCUCGCUGUGCCUUUUAGCUUUGUUCUACCCCUCAAGCUACACGCUUCAGCACUCGACAUGCUCGACAGCAAGCUCAAGAAGACAUUCAAGCAAGGCAAAAAGUACAUCGAUCUGCCACCUUCCAUCGACAUGGAGACUCGCUACGCUCCUCCUAAACCGAAUCAGCUCUUUGGCCAGGUCAGAGACAAGCUGCAUGGUCAAAAGCUGCGACCCAUGGCACGCAUCAAGUACGAGAUCGAUAUCAUUGUCAGCAGGCAGCGUUUCGGAUCGGUGCUGCUGCCACACAAACGAGGCGAGCGCAUCAUCUUGGCAUUUGCUGUCGAGCCGUAUCCUCCGCGCACCGCCGGUCUUGCCGUGCCAACGCUCGAACCCAUCCGCGCCCGCCGUGUGACGUCGCGAGGUGAUCGCGACGUAUCGACCGAACGCAACGCUUCAACUGACACUGCCUCUAUCCAUUCAGCUGAUUCGCAAGAGAAUGAAACCGUCGAUGAGGAUGAGGAUUCGUGGGCUUCGGAUCUCGGUGGCUUUCGGCCCACACAGGAAGUGUUCGGUGCCCUACCACUCGAAGCUGCCCCAGCCUUUGCACCAAGUUCCAUUGCCCGCUCCAUCUCCAGGCCAGGUCUUCCCGGCUGUCGACGCAAGAGUUACAUCAACGUCAAAGAAGGCGUAGACGGUCGCAUGAAGGGCUGGCUGACGCACUCGCUCGAAAGCACACUGCAUGGAGGCCGUGGCUCUUUCGAAGCCAUUCUUUCGGUGCCUGCGAUGGCGGCUCUCUACAUGGAGACCAAGAUCCCGUUCAGCUUGGAGCUGCGUAUGCCUCAACAUCUCGUCGGAUCUUACGAGCCGCAGGUCGAGUUGGCGCUUGUUCGAUCCGUUAUGACCUACUCGCGACUCGGUACGCUGGUCAUCGAAAAGGAAGACCCAGACAACCUUUCCGGCUUCAGCGGUCCACACUCCUGGUCCGAGCGCAUCCGUAUCGUCAACAUGGAGCGUCAAGCAGAUGACCACCUGCCGCCUUUCUACGAGCAGGGUCAGGCAAGGCAGAUCUACACAGGCAACUUUGCCAUUGGUCGCUACGAAAAGAUGAUCAAGGCGGGUUCGUCGGCGCCGCUCAAGCAGAAACUGAUCCAGGAACCGGAGCUGCGCUUGGUCGUACCGAGUUUUUCAUUCAAGGCGUUGAGAAUCGAGUAUAGGCUGAGAGUGAAAAUCUCGUUGCCUGGUAAGGAAGAACUGCAAGCAUCGACUUCGUCCUCGUCGCCAGCAGCUGCAGAGAAGCAUUUGGUGAUGGAGACUCCUCCUGUGCACGUUGCGGCCAAUCCAGAUACGGUCGAUUUCACACGCCAGCAGGUGGCCGAGCCGCUGGAUGACGAGUCACUGUCCACCGUCGACCUGCUGGAUGAGGACGAAGAGCGAAUGCUCGAGGCUUCCGCUUCUCGAUUCAUGCGUCGCCCCUUUACACCGUCUUGGCCUAUUCCUGCUGCUGCUGAUGAGGAGGACGAAGAUGUUUCAGCCCAAGCCACGCCUUUGGCGCGAACACCACGUCGACGUUCACUCGACCUUGCAGCACUCACCAAUCUUAGCGCCGCCAACACCCAGAAUUGCUCGAAUUCUUCGAGCUCUCCCGCGCUCGAAGUACCCUCCCUGGACCCCAUCCCGGACGAAGCCGACGUCGAUGACCAAGACCAAUUGACCGAACACCUCGCGUUGGGUCUCAUCGAUCGCGAACAUGCUGCUGCCGUCGUAGCCGCUCGAACUACGCACAGAGCCGCAAUCGCCACGAGUCAGGCCCUGCCGAGUUACUCGGAUAGUAUUACCAUCCUCGGUUGA